AUGGCGGCGGUCGCCGCGGGACCCGGUGAGAGGGCUGGAGCCGACCUACCGGGCGCCCGCCCCGGCGCGGAUAGCGGGAACGUCUCCCAGAGCCACAGCAGCGCUUCCGGCCUCGGGGAUCCGGACGACGAGGAGGCCUCGGAGGAGUCGCUCAGCGCCACCGCCGCCGCCUAUUCCGCGUACCUGCUCGCCGACCGCAGCCUCUUCAGCGAGCAGAUAGAAAGCUUAGACAAGAGUCUAGAAGAUUUGCUGACCAGAGUGGAUGAAUUUGUGGGAAUGCUGGACAUGAUUCGAAGUGAUUCCUCUCAAGUUGUCAAUGAAAGUAUACCUCAAAUUUACACAAAAGCUACAGAAAUGAGACAGAUAUACAGGAAGAUUGAUAAACUAGAGGCUUUUGUGAAGAUGAUUGGAAAUAGCGUAGCUGGACUGGAAGAACGGGUCAUAAAGGCAGAAACAGACCUUGGAGCUUUUCCGAGCACAUUCAAGAAAAUCUUGCACACGAUCAGCAUACCAUCCUUCCUUAAUAAAUCGUCUUCCUCACGACAACAACAGACCCUCUAUGAACCUCCGGUCCUCUUCAAGACUGAAGACUAUUUUCCAUGUCUUAAUGAAGCACCUCAUUGAUGAUUUUUGCUUUGGGAUUGAUAUGAAUCAGCCAGAAUAGAGACAGCCAGGUGAACAAAAGAAAUGCUAACCUCAAAAUAGCUGCAUUUCUGAGCAUUAUUGAUGGCAUAUUGCCAUUCUGAUUCUCAUUGUCUUCCUUCAGGCAGUAUUUUCAGGUAAUCUGUGCUUGUGUACAUUAUUUCAAAAGUCUUCCUAAAACAGUAUAAACUUUCAGAUUAUAUUGGGGAAGGAAGUUAAGAAUACUUGUGCAUUAGAUUUUUUUUUUUAAUAGGGAAAUAAUAGGAAACAUACUUUUAUAUAAAAAUCUUUUAACGCAUAAAUAUCUAUGCUGCUGCAAGUGUAAAUAGCUAUACCACAAGGAUGUCUUCCCCCCCACCCCCCCCCCUUAAUGUACUGACUGAGGUGAAAGAAAAACUAUGCCUAAAAUCAUCUACUCCAAGUUUUGGAACCUGGUCCCUGCAGUUUGUACAGAGAAAUGCACCACGUUGGGAUGUACAAGUUGCAAGAGGAAGACUUGGAAGAUCAGCGAGGAGUCAAGGAGAUGGCUCGAUGCACGUGAUCUAGUUCCAGUUCACAAAGCAAACAUCCUGCCCCCACUGAUGAUCGUCAGGUCACAGUGACCUGAGCUUCUAAUUAUUGCAGCAUUGUAUUGUUUGAUGUGUAACCAGGUGGGCAUGAUAUAUAUGUAACCUGCUGUCAAAAAGAAAAAGUAUCUAAGUUGAGGCAGGGACGUCCCUGGACUGAGCCUCGAUCAGGCGCCUGACCAGACUGUCCGCUUUUCCCUUGCAACCCUCUGUGCAGUUACUGGGGCUCCCUGCGCUGAUUGCAGUGUGAGUAUAUUAUGAAUAAACUAACAGCU
This is a messenger RNA of Gymnogyps californianus (California condor), 1483 nucleotides long. It is a transcript of the gene BLOC1S4, whose product is annotated as biogenesis of lysosomal organelles complex 1 subunit 4. NCBI's taxonomy places the organism in Eukaryota, Metazoa, Chordata, Aves, Accipitriformes, Cathartidae. The transcript is spliced from 5 exons. The record is from RefSeq and is a predicted model, not a curated record. Gene Ontology annotation, cellular component: BLOC-1 complex. Bases 1 to 624 code for a protein of 207 amino acids.